This is a messenger RNA of Nicotiana tabacum (common tobacco), 1566 nucleotides long. RefSeq names its product glycosyltransferase family protein 64 C3-like. Gene Ontology annotation, cellular component: membrane. Gene Ontology annotation, molecular function: glycosyltransferase activity. The record is from RefSeq and is a predicted model, not a curated record. NCBI's taxonomy places the organism in Eukaryota, Viridiplantae, Streptophyta, Magnoliopsida, Solanales, Solanaceae.
AGAUUUAUCUUUACAUAAAAAGUGACUAAAUUUCGAUUACUUUUGAAAUUGUGGCUAUUUUUCAAUUACUACCGGUAAAUCUGGCUAUUUUUUUAAUUCUCUCCCAUUUAACAACACAAUUUAGGAAGCCCAUCACUUCACUCUUCAUAUGAAACAAUGCCCCUUCAAUUCUUCGAAAAUAACAAGAUUACCACUAGUCCACUACAUGUGCACUUGGCGGAAGCAAUAUAGUAUCAAAUUGUCCUUAAAUCUGUCCUAACUCACAAUAUCGCCACCAGAUUCCACCAUUAACUGCCAUAACUAAACAGAUGAUAUUAGCACAACCUCUGUAAAAUGAAGAAUCAAAAGCCCAUCUAUCCCUUCCAUGUAAUUAUAAUCUUAUCCAUGCCCCUUUAUGUCUUUUCACUCCGAAUUGGACCCCACUACUCUGACCCGUGCAACCGUCCACCGGCGGACCCACGAACAUUACAAACCGAUCAAAUGACGGUACUAAUCAACGGCUACUCCGAGCACCGUAUCCCACUUCUCACUUCAAUCGCCGCCACUUACGCCGCCGCGUCCUCCGUCGCCGCCGUCAUCAUCCUCUGGAGCAACCCCUCAACUCCUUCACAAACCCUAACAUCUCUCUCCCAAAACCUCUCGUCCAUCUCCACCGCCGCCCCAAUCUCCGUCCUCCGGCAGCCCUCCGCCAGUCUCAACCUCCGCUUCCACCCUCAAAAAACCAUCACCACGCGCGCCGUACUCAUCUGCGACGACGACAUCGAACCCGACUCGGAAUCAAUAAACUUCGCCUUCCAAAUCUGGAAAUCCGACCCGGAUCGACUAAUCGGGUUUUUCGUCAGGUCCCACAACUACGACUUAACCCAAAAAUCAUGGAUCUACACAAUGGAAAGUAGCAAAUACUCCAUCGUGUUAACAAAAUUCAUGAUUUUAAAAGCACAAUAUCUCCACCAUUACACGUGCAGUAAAGAAUACGAAAAGUUGAGGGCAAAAGUAGAAGAAAAGAAUAAUUGCGAGGAUAUUUUAAUGAAUUUUGUGGUAGCGGGAGAGGUAAAAAAGGGGCCGAUUUUAGUGGGAGCGAAGAAAGUGAGGGAUUGGGGAGAUGCAAGAAAUGAAGGUGGAGAAAUGGAGGAAAGGGAUGUGGGGUUGAGUAGUAGAAAAAGGGAGCACAGGAAGAGAAGAGGAGAGUGUAUUGGUGAGUUUCAUAGAUUAUUGGGGAAGAUGCCAUUGAGAUAUAGUUAUGGGAAGGUCGUUGAUUCAGUUGGAGAACAAGGGCUCUGUGACAAAGGUGGCAACUUGGUGUAUUGUGAUAGGCAAAUUUUUCAAUAGAAAUUAAAGUUCUAACAAUAUUCUUUGCAUAACUUAUAAAGUUGGUGUUAGUGGUCUCAGCAGCAUCUUGGAGGGUAAGGUUACGAACAACGUAACUUUGUCGUUCGACUCUUUCUCGGACUCCGCAUAUAACGGGAGGAGUUUAAUGUAUCAGAAUGCCUUUUAUAGUUUCCAUAUUUGUUUUCAAUAAUGCUUUCCAAACCGACUAAUAUAAAUAUAAAGUUUAUAAUUACUUUA